Molecule: messenger RNA, 558 nt
Organism: Grosmannia clavigera kw1407
Lineage: Eukaryota; Fungi; Ascomycota; Sordariomycetes; Ophiostomatales; Ophiostomataceae
Exons: 1
Coding region: 1-558 (185 amino acids)
Source: RefSeq, a predicted model, not a curated record
AUGAAGGUCUCCGCCGUCACCAUGUCUGUCCUCAUAGGUCUGGUUGCCAGCCAUCCCCUCAUUAGCAACAGCAAGCGACAGGCGACUGAUGUGCUGUCUGUCCCAUCGGGCACGCCUACCGGUCAUCCUCCGGGAUUUCAUUCAGGUUUCCCCUCGGGUGUCCCAUCUGGGUUUCCGUCUGGGUUUCAGUCCGACUUCGUCUCUGGAGUGGCACCAACUGGUGGCUUUCCUUCAGGCGCGCCUGGUCCGCUGCCGUCUGGUGUCUUUUCAGGCUUUCCCUCUGGCGCAGCGCCGUCUGGACCUCCUCCUUCGGGCACUCCUACUUUCAAGGUGGUCCGCCGUGACGACACCACUUCAUUCCCAGCGCCUCCGUCAGGCACCGCUCCUCCCGGCUUCCCGUCUGGCGCCACUCCCACGGGCCCGCCGCCGUCUGGUUUCCCGUCUGGUGUCGCUCCCUUUGGCAUGCCCACUGGCCACUUUCCGUCGGGUCCUGCUCCUACUGGUCCUGCUCCUACUGGCCCUCCGGCAGCUUCCGACACAGCGGCCACUCGCAUCUAA